GCAUGUUGUAGACUCUAGUCUAGCGACUCUAGCAGACCACUGGGUUUGGCCAUGUCUUGGGAGCAAAACCCGACUUUGGAGCUGGAUGAUAGUGCUGACUUCGAAGUUCCCGCGAGUACAGAGAGUGAAGAAGAGGAUGGUAGCAAGUCGCUGAGCAGGUGGGUUUGUUUCGGAUUGCUAAGCCUAUGCUGCUGUACAACUUGCGGCAUAAUUGUGGCCGUACUGCUGAGUCUCAAGGGUGCAGAGACAUCUACCACAGCAGUGUCACUGACUGGGUGUUUAGGUUUCCAAGAGUGUCCUUCAUACCCUUUGCCGUACCCGUGGGGAACAUGGCCACAAACGUACCGGUACGAGGGAAGCUUUCCGCCUGGCUUUGCUUGGGGUGCUGCUUCAGCAGCUUACCAAAUUGAAGGUGCCUACAAUGAAGGAGGGAGAGGCGCUUCCAUUUGGGACACCUUUUCUGGGGCCAAUACAGUUGAAAUGCCAGGAGGGAAUUGCAGCUAUUGCUGCAAGGUCCAUCCGUGCCCCGUCAAUCCUGGAGUUAAAAACAAGGGGGACACAGGAAAUGUUGCGACCGAUAGCUACCACAUGUUUCAGACUGACCUCGCUUUGAUGAAGGCUAUGGGUUUGAAAAACUACAGAUUCAGCAUUGCCUGGCCGCGUAUAUUCCCGGAAGGAGAGUCUUCAGGGGAUCCAAAUCCCGAGGCUGUGGAAUGGUACAACAGCUUCAUAGAUGGGUUGCGUGCAGCGGACAUCACUCCUUUUGUGACCCUUUAUCAUUGGGAUUUGCCUCAAGCUCUUCUGAGCCCACCGAAUCGCUCUGGCUGGUGGGCGCGUGACAAUGACGGGAAACCUGUGGGUGAAGUGCUACCUCAUUGGAAGCAUUACGUCGAUACGUGUUUCCGGCUUUUUGGGGACCGCGUGAAAUUCUGGAUCACAUUCAACGAAGCCUGGUCUGCUACAAAGCUUGCAAGUGGAAGUGGUAAAGCCCCAAGUGUGAAGCCCUUUCUUGACCCCAUGCUUGAUCCAUACAUUGCAGGACACAACAUGUUGAAUGCACAUGCAGCUGCCGUAGACAUCUAUCGCCGCAAAUACCAGUCAAAGCAGAAAGGUAUGAUCGGAAUAGUCAAUAACCUGGACUGGCGAGAGCCAAAGCAGAACAGCGAAGCUGAUAUUGCAGCAGCUGAACGGGCAGCUCUUUUUCAGCUUGGCUGGUUUUCAGAUCCUAUUUUUGGACCCAGCGGAGACUAUCCCCCUGAGAUGAGAGCAAUUGUGGGAAAUGCUCUACCAAUCUUCACCGAAGAAGAGAAGCACCUCUUGAGAGGAAGUGCAGACUUUUUUGGAUUGAACAACUAUGGUACUGGCUGGAUUUCAGCCUCGAACGAGCCUGGCUGGGACUUUACAUAUUCAUCUGUCAGCCACGAGGGCCUGGUCCACGGCGAGUCUGCUUGGCUUUACGGGGCAGGCUGGGGGUUGCGGAAGUUGCUGAAUUGGGUAAAGAGGCGGUACAACAGCCCAGCCAUUUACGUCACUGAAAAUGGAUGGUCAAUAGCUGCUUCAACGGCAGAGGAGGCGGCCAAUGAUACUGGAAGACUUUUGUACUACGCAAACUACACCUCGGAGGUUAGCCGGGCGAUCCAAGAAGAUGGGGUGGAUGUCCGAGGAUACUUUGCUUGGUCCCUGCUGGACAACUAUGAGUGGGAAAUGGGCUAUGCCGAGCGCUUUGGCAUCACAUUUGUGGACUUCAACUUUGGAUUUGAUCCAAAUGCUCCAAUUCCAAACUCUCAUGUCCCAACACCUGGCCAGCAGCUGCGGAGACGAAAGAAAUCAAGCUGCUUCUUAGAGCAGGUCUGGCGAAGUAAUCAGCUUGUGGAUCCGACAGCACCAAACCUAUGCGUUGAACCGAUCAUAUUUCAGGGACACUACUGGGAUGCCCAGAAGUGCAGGCAUUUUAUCGACGUGCUUUUGGGUGAUGCAUCUGGUUCUGUCACCGGCGCGAAACCAGUUGGUAAGUUCUGCGACAAUACCACAGAUUUGCCAUAUGGUCCUGCAGUGCUAGCAUUCAGUGGCAGUACAGUCAUAUGCAAAGACUGCAAAACUGACUCGAACUUCAUGCAGGGCUUUUGGUCAGAUGGCAGCCUUGGCGUCCAGUGGGAUGAUGGCACGUUCUGGGUGAAGGAAGGGCUUCCCGUGCAGGUCUUGUGAUCUCCUGAUUGCGAGCUCGGCGUUCACCCUUGCCACGUUGGUGCAAUCGGUGAU
Durusdinium trenchii is the source of this 2259-nucleotide messenger RNA. The record is from the annotation of a GenBank genome assembly. NCBI's taxonomy places the organism in Eukaryota, Dinophyceae, Suessiales, Symbiodiniaceae.